AUGACUACAAUCGUAUCAGGUCAACCUCUCGAUGACGACAUGGAGAGCGAGCAAGUAGUGGAUGAAAAUUUGGAUUGGAAUGAUACAAAGCAAGAGGAGUCUCGUCCGGCAACGGUUUCUUCGGUGCAUUCGAACGGAGCUGCUGCAAAGAAGGAACGAGACACUGUUGCUGAGAUUUUGGCAGAGAAGGUGCAGCAAAUUCGUCCCUUAACAAAGAUGAGAUUCACCCGAAAAUUCAAACACUUUGGAAGAGAAAUACAAAAUAUUGAGGAUGAUACAAAUGAUGCGUAUAGGUUUUUUCCACCGGUCAAAGAUCCAAGAUAUCAACCUUCGGAUCAACGAUUAGAACGUGAUUAUGGAAUUCAAUGUGGCGAAUCUCUUGUGGAAAAAGCAAUUCAAACGGAUUGGUUCAGAAAAGUCAAUCACUUCUCUCAAGUGAAUAUUGCAGAGUCGAUAUCCAACCACGAUACAUCAAUGAAAGAUGAUUCGACAGCUGUUAUCCAAUUCCUGAAAAAUAUAUCACCUUUGCUCUUUGAAGCACUAGAUCAAAAUACGACACUCGACAUAUUUAAGGAUGAUUUUGCAGAGUUGAAAAUUGGAGACGACUCCUUCAUAGGAACCAAAUCAGAGUCUCAAUUUAUUGAAAUACAGUCAUUUCCUCAUGCAGUUUCAAAAAUUAGAAAGAUAUCAUCGCUUGAUUGGCAGCCAAAUAACAAGGCAGUGUUAGCCAUCAGCACUAUUGAUAUCAGAGAUUUUAGUACAAGAGUUCUUGAAGGAGGAAAGCCAUCAAUUUCUAAUGUAUACAUUUGGUCAUUUCAAGAUCCAACCUAUCCUAGUUACAUUCUCAACGCUCCUAUGGACGUAAAUUGCCUUCAAUUCAAUCCAUCAAAUCCAAACAUUCUUGUGGGUGGCAUGAUCAAUGGACAGGUAAUACUAUGGGAUAUUGAACAUGGAGAGAAAGAGUUUGAAAAAAUUGAAAUAGAUAUGAAAGGAGAUGAAAUUUCGAAACCUCAAAUACCAACUUUAGACUGGUCACAGCUUUCUCUACCAGAGAUGAGUCAUGCGAAUUGUGUGACUGGCAUUCAAUGGCUACCAAAAGGAAAAAUUGUUAAAAGUAAUGGAAGCAUGGUGUCAGCAGGUGCAGAUGAGUGCUUCCAAUUUCUUACUCUUGGUAUGGAUUCAAAGUUUAUUCUGUGGGAUAUGAGAAAGGAUAAGAGAAGACUUACUUUGAAAAAGAAUGAUAGAUUCAAAGAUGCAUGGAUUCCAUACGCAGUGAUGCCCAUAAUGCAACUUGACCUCACUUCAGAAUUACCGACAUUUGCUCUUUCUGUGAGCACAAAAAAUCCUCAUUCCCUUUGCUGCACGACCAACGAAGGAGAAUUUAUAGUAGCAGAUUGGUCUCCGGUCGAUUCAAACUCAGAGGAAAGCAACAACACCGACACAACAUUCAACACUGUAAAUAUUGCAACAGGAAUUUAUGGGAAAACGAAUGGCCAUCAAGGAAUUGCACAUACCAUUUCUCGAAGUCCAUUCUUUGAUGACAUUCUGCUUACCAUUGGAAAAGCAACUUGUAAAAUAUGGAAAAUUGGAUGUCCAGAUCCUAUUUGGUCCAGUGGAUUCAAAUUUAACACAUCAUAUUCAUGCGGAAGUUGGAGCCCUACAAGACCAGGUGUCAUUCUUCUCGGAAGAACUGACGGAUUUAUCGAAGUUUGGGAUUUUCUUGACAAGUCACAUGAUUGUAGCAUGAUUUCUCACUUUUCAAUCUCUCAACAAAACGUACCCUUAACAGAAAUGAAGUUUCGGGUGGGAUCUGGUAAAACGUCGUAUCAAUUUAUUGCCAUUGGUACUCAGAACGCCUCACUCUCAGUCGUUGAGGUACCAAAGAAUCUCAUUCGGCCAUUACCCGAUGAAGAAAAACAAAUUCGCAACUUCUUUAACAGAGAAUACGAAAAAGUUCUCUACUUUAAGGAGCGAUGGAAAAUUAGAGACAAAGAAUGGGAAGAGAAAAAACUACAACAACUUGACAGAGGAUCUGCAGAUCCUGAAACGAGAUCAGAAACAGGUACCGCUCACACCUCUCAGAGUCAUCCUUCCAUUCAGAAUCAAGAAGCUUCAGCGAAUAGCAACAAUAUGAAUCAAGAAAAGAAGCCCAGUAUUGACAAGGCAGAAAUUAAAAAGAAAUUCCUCACCAUUAUUCAGCAAUAA
Molecule: messenger RNA, 2205 nt
Organism: Naegleria lovaniensis
Lineage: Eukaryota; Heterolobosea; Eutetramitea; Acrasida; Naegleriidae
Exons: 1
Coding region: 1-2205 (734 amino acids)
Biological process (GO): cilium movement involved in cell motility; inner dynein arm assembly
Cellular component (GO): inner dynein arm
Molecular function (GO): dynein heavy chain binding; dynein light chain binding
Source: RefSeq, a predicted model, not a curated record